AGAAGAAACGCAAGAUGGAUCACGGGACCCUCUGCUUUUUUCUCUCCACCUCCCCACCUCUCGCCUUCGUUCAGAUGAGAGAGAGAGCUAGAGCGAGAGAGGGAGAUAGAGAGAGCUGGUGAAGGUGGUAUUUCGAGAAGGUGGUGUCUGGUUUUGGGCUUCAUCUGCAGAUAUAUGUGAGGAUGUUUUUAUCUUUCUAUUACGCUUGUUUUUCUCGACGAUUUCGGUAGUUGUAUCUGUUCUCUUGCUGGAGUAGAGAUUCAGGAAGAGAGAAAGAGAGGGGGAGGGAGGGAGAAUAGGAAAAUGAAAGUCAUCACCGAGGUUCUGAUCAGAGAAGAAAGGCCGCCGUUGGUAGACGUCUCUAACCGGAGCGGCCCUGACGGCUUGCCUUUUCCUUUCUUCUUGUUCGUCCCCACCUAACCUCACUAAAAGGGGUCCAAUCCUUCUUUCCUUUUGCUUUCUGGUUUGCCUGGAUUUCUUCUUCUGAUCUUUCUUUCUCUCUCCUAAACGUAUGAGGAAGGCAAAUACUGUUGUUUUUGAACUACCCACCUGAGAAGAACGAGUUUUCCCUCUCUGCAAACUUUUAUCUGCAAUACUGUUAUUUUCUGUAUUUUGCUUUUCUUCCCCAUCAAUCUCAUCUGCCGAUUUUAUCGGUAUGACUUCUCAGAAUGGGUUUUCUGCACUUUUUUAUUGGUACACACAUGGGAGAACAAUCUCUUCCUAAAUUAACUCUUGGGGUUACCAAAGAGCUGGUUUCUCUUUCUAGAUACUUAGGCCUGGUUUUGCUUGCCUUUCGGAAGUGAAGCUCCCGUGUUGAAAGAUUGAGCUGGCUUUAGCUGUCACCCGUUCCUCGAUGACCAAGAGGAUACACUUUUCUGGACCUCCCACUGUUCUCUCCGUCCUGUGGGACGAUCUUCUCCUCAAAAUUCUCGAGAAAUUCGACGACAAGAAGUCAUGGAGGUUGGUCUGCAAAGAGUUUCUGAAGAUCGAAGCAUUGUCAAGAAAAAGGAUCAGGAUCUUACGGCCGGAGAUACUGCACAGAUCGAUCAAAAGUUUCCCUUCUUUGGAGCAUCUAGAUCUCUCUGCCUGUUCGUGUCUGACGAAUGAGAUGCUAUCAUGGGUUUGCAGUGAUCACCUGAGGCGAGUCAAUCUUAGCAGGGCAACCGGAGUCGAUCACAGGGGGCUUGAGUUUCUUGUCAAGCAGUGCCCCAGUUUGGAAGAGAUCGAUCUCUCUUACUGCUCCAGAUUGGGCGAUUCGGAAGCAGCAGCGUUAUCGCUGGCGCCUAACCUCAAGAGCGUGAUCUUGGUGAAAUGCCUGAAGAUCACCGACAUCGGCCUGGUGAGAAUUGCAGUUGGAUGCAGCAAAUUGCUCUCGUUGAAUCUCAAAUGGUGUAUGGAGAUCUCCGAUCUGGGUAUUGAACUCCUAGCUGCCAAGUGCAAGGAUCUUAGGUUUCUCGACAUUUCUUAUCUUUCGGUGACGGAUAAGGGUCUGAGUUCGAUUGCUUGUAUGAAGAAAUUGGAGGUGUUAGUCAUGGUAGGUUGCAGAAUGGUGGAUGAUGAUGGCCUAGAAUGCCUCAAGCGCUGUAGCUCUCAUAUUCAGAAGGUUGACGUAUCAAGGUGCAUAAACAUCUCAUCUUCAGGCAUGAUGUCAUUGCUGGAGGGGAAUGAGAAAUUGCAGGAACUUGGCGCUGCCUACUGCCUAGAUGAGCUCACCGUUCCAGUGUUGGCAAAGAUAAUUGAGUUCAAGAACCUGAAGACACUCAGAUUGGAUGCCUGUGUGUUGUUUCCAUCAGCAAUUGAAACAAUCAGCAGGAACUGUCGGAGCCUGACAGAGAUUGGAUUGAGCAAAUGUCUGGGAGUGACAGAUGACGGAAUCAACAGUCUCGUUAAAUACUGCAAUGAGUUGAGAAUUCUCGAUGUUACUUGCUGCCACCAACUCACUGACGCUGCUCUCCAUGCCAUUGCCUCUUCCUGUAAAAAACUCAGGUGCCUUAAGAUGGAAUCCUGCAGUUUGUUCACAGGUAACGGUCUAGAGAAAAUUGGAACUGGGUGCUCCUUCCUCCAAGAACUUGACCUUACCGACUGUAACAUAGAUGAUUCAGCACUCAAGCACAUUUCUAGAUGUACAGAAUUGCAGAUUAUAAAGUUAGGCCUCUGUCUUAAUAUUUCUAAUGAAGGAAUCGCCUAUAUUGGUUCAAACUGCAAGGAGCUGCGCGAACUCGAUCUCUAUAGGUGUGCAGGCAUUGGCGACGAUGGUUUAGCAGCAUUGGUCACAGGGUGCAAGAACCUCAAAAGAAUCAAUAUCUGUUAUUGUACAGAAAUCACAGAUGCGGGAUUGAAACAUAUUGGCAGUUUGGAUGAACUAUGGGAGCUGGAAAUGAGGGGACUGACAAGGGUAACAUGCCUGGGCAUGGCUCUGAUGGCGCGUGGAUGUACCAGGCUGGCACAGUUGGAUAUCAAAAGAUGUUAUGCUAUCAACGACUUGGGCAUUUGGGCCUUAGCUCGACAUGCCAUAAACCUGAGGCAGGUAAAUAUAUCAUAUUGUCGGAUAUCAGAUGGGGGUUUGUAUCUGCUAUUUAGUGAGCUUAAAUGCUUGCAAGACGUGAAGAUGCUGCACCUUACUCGUGUGUCACUUGACGGGUUUGAACUUGCAUUGCGAGCAUCAGAGAGUGUGAAGAAGGUUAAAAUGUUGGAUGCUCUAAAGUACCUGCUAUCUCCUGAUCUCAUUCACAUGCUUCAGACCCGGGGUUGCAAAUUUCGCUGGUUGAACAAGCCUCUUCUGUUGUAAGAAAAUUCCGUUUCUGUUCAAAUGUUCAAUGCUGUUAAGAAAAAGAUGAUCUCUGUUGGAUGGAGAUCCAGACGGUUUUCUGCUUAUAAUCUUUGGAUACUGUAGGCAAGACUGGAAGUCCCUUGUUGACCAAUUUAUGUAAAGUUCUACCUUUUGUUCAUCUUAGCCAUAAGAUACCAUAAGGACUAUCGGAGUUUUGUGGGUAGCAUCUAUAUACUUUUAGGCAUUCUAUCAGGUGUAUCUGCAGGCGGUAGUUUAACAGGGAUCCCAAUGUUAGGUUGUCUAUGAUAUAAUCAUAAUUAUUCCCAUGCUUACAUGGGGUCGUCUCUUCUUGGGCUGUGAAUAUUUUAAAUGAAUGAAGAUUUUGUUGUUUGCUAGUGUA
Nymphaea colorata (pocket water lily) is the source of this 3170-nucleotide messenger RNA. RefSeq names its product F-box/LRR-repeat protein 3-like. The coding region runs from base 854 to 2788 and encodes 644 amino acids. Gene Ontology annotation, biological process: SCF-dependent proteasomal ubiquitin-dependent protein catabolic process. The transcript is spliced from 6 exons. Gene Ontology annotation, molecular function: protein binding. Lineage: Eukaryota; Viridiplantae; Streptophyta; Magnoliopsida; Nymphaeales; Nymphaeaceae. The record is from RefSeq and is a predicted model, not a curated record. Gene Ontology annotation, cellular component: SCF ubiquitin ligase complex.